This is a messenger RNA of Pseudoliparis swirei, 7680 nucleotides long. RefSeq names its product U2AF homology motif (UHM) kinase 1 (gene uhmk1). The coding region runs from base 1743 to 3065 and encodes 440 amino acids. Gene Ontology annotation, biological process: regulation of protein export from nucleus; peptidyl-serine phosphorylation; positive regulation of translational initiation. The transcript has 9 exons. Gene Ontology annotation, cellular component: nucleus; neuronal ribonucleoprotein granule. The record is from RefSeq and is a predicted model, not a curated record. Gene Ontology annotation, molecular function: ribonucleoprotein complex binding; ATP binding; protein serine/threonine kinase activity. NCBI's taxonomy places the organism in Eukaryota, Metazoa, Chordata, Actinopteri, Perciformes, Liparidae.
UUCAAAAACACCACCUCAUUUUCGUUGACGUUUCCCUUUCCAGGAUGCCGAUUCCUCCGUUUCCGGUGAAAAACACUUCCCAGACAUUAUGAGUAGAUGGCAGAACACAGAUAAAGUUUUUUUAUUUAAUCUGUUGAUACUUGUGUUGGUGGGUUCCUCGACACGAGAUUAAGCACCAUCUAUGUAGUGACCCCGUUGCUUAUCAAAAAUUGGUAAUUGUGGUUGCUUGGACGUUUACUUUUGACGUGUGCAAUAACCGAUGCAAUGUCCAGUUUGUAAUGUGAAGUCAUAUAUUUAUUAAGUUAUAUGGCUUCCAACACAAUCCCAAAUAUACGUUCCUUGUCCAACCCCAUGUAUCUAAUCCCAAAUAAUGCAUGAACACAAUAUCACCGGUUCUACCACGCUCCUGCCAAUCUAGCAACACCUGACCCGAGUGCUCCCCCUGAUUAUAUUGGCCUCUGUCUUAAUUGACAGUGGCCUAACGCCCCCUACUGGUGGGAGGUCCAACAAACAAAAACAAAGAAAAUGUCCCUUAGACUCUAUAAGGCACAUUUCUUGAAAGGACGUUCUCGCAGAGUUAUAAGUAAUAAGUCACAUAUGUGCCGAAGAUGAUUUAAGUGGUGUGUUGUAUAAUACUCUAAAAGCUUCUUUAAGUUAAAAGGUUUUACCUUUUUCAUGCAUUGGAUAGCAUUGGAUUUAAGUGAAUUUAUUUAUGAUGGAGAGAGCUUGAUACCAUGUCAAACAAGUUAGUCUCCGAUCAAUUAGAACAACAAAAAUUGAAGAAAAACAACAACAUCUCGAUGGCUUGAAAAUAGUUUUUUUCUGUUUUGGUUUUGUGGCACAAUAAGACGAUCGCGAUAUGGCUGAGGUCUUGUUGUCUCAACAUGAUCAUUUAUAGAGAGUAUAGGAUAGAAUCGAGUAUUUUACCUGUUUAUAAAAGAAUAUUAUACACAUAAUGUGUAUUAGUUAACAAAUAAAUGUAAGCUAUAGUAACAUGUGAGCAGGCCCACACAAUACAUGCAGAUAGAAACAAAUCAGCUUUGUGUGUUUAAUUCGCUCAAAUCAAAGAAACAGAGCAAGCUGAGUUUGAAUAGAGGAACAUGUCAUGUGUAGAACUCUGAAAGGAAGAGAACAAUUAUAUACACACAUUUAACCAAACAAAUAUGUUAAUGUUUUGAUGGAAACAACAUAUUUUGUGAACAUCCUCACCACUAGGGGGCAGACUGCGGGAAUAGAUGCACCGCAAACCUACAGGGAGGAAAACAGACCCGGAAGUAGGAUUAAUAACAACAACCUGAGCAGCAAUUAGGACGAAACUUGACUGCAGUCAAAACAUUUUGUUUUGUUAUUUUUGUUUAUUGUAUUUGAUACAAAUUCCAUAUUAUGAGGGAACAUUUGGUGACUUGGUUUGCGUUUGUGCUGAAGCUCACCAGCUAGUUUAGUUUCUCCAGUCGGAGCAGUUAGGUUACGUGAGCUAACUUUUUAUCCGACUAGCGUGACUUCCUUUUGACCCAGUAAACUAGGGAACGGUGUCAUGGUAUGCGCAGGUACUGUGGUCACAGGGCUGCGGGUGUAGCGGGACCGUGUGUUCGCUGUCGCUGACACGUCCUGGUAGUUCGUAUGUGGCGCUGACGAAGCUCCCACUUGGCUGGCAAUGCUCCUGCAGCUGCUCCCUCCUUUCAACUAACCUAGCGGGCUCCUGUUCUCCUCCUCUCCUCCUCUCCGUCGUCUCCCGUUGCCUGAUGGCUCACUGCGGCUCCUCCGAGCCGAGUGCGGAGGCCCAAGCACCGCGGCCCGACAGCAACAAGCCGUCACAGGUCAGCGUGGACCAGAGCAGGAAGCCGGUGCUGUUCGAGAUCUUCGGUGAGAUCUGGACCGUCCAGUCACGGCUCGGCCAGGGAGUCUCGGCCUCGGUGUACCGGGUCAGCUCGGGCAGAGCCACCGCCACCGCGGCGGUCAAGGAGUUUCAGACCGACACGCAGGGAGGAGAUUACGGGUAUCACAAGGAGAGGUCCGUACUGGAGAGCAUCCAGGGACAUAAAAACAUCGUGACGCUGUACGGGGUGUUCACCAACCACAGCUGCAUGGGUGUUGCCACCCGCUGUCUUCUGUUGGAGCUCUUGGAUAUCAGCGUGUCUGAUCUGUUGGUGAGAAGCAGCAGUGGUACCCAGGGUGCCAGACCCCAGCAGGGCCACUCCAUGUGGCUUAUCCAGCACUGUGCCAGAGACCUCCUGGAGGCUCUCGCCUUCCUCCACAGGGAAGGCUACGUCCACGCCGACCUCAAGCCCCGCAACAUUCUCUGGAGUGCUGACGACGAGUGCUUCAAGCUCAUCGACUUCGGCCUCAGCUUCAAAGAGGGGAACCAGGAUGUCAAGUACAUCCAGACAGACGGGUAUCGCGCUCCAGAGGCCGAGCUGCAGAACAGCCUCGCUCAGGCCGGCGUGGAGGUGGACUCGGGCUGCACGGCCGCCGUGGACAUGUGCAGCCUGGGCAUCGUCCUGCUGGAGAUGUUCUCAGGAAUGAAACUCAAAGAGACCGUCCGCUCGCAGAAGUGGAAGGAUAACAGUGGCGCCAUUGUUGACCAUCUUUUUGCCAGUAACAGUGUGGUGUGCCCUGCUAUCCCUGUCUAUCACCUCAGAGACCUUAUCAAAAGCAUGCUUCUCAAUGACCCAAAGCAGAGAUGCUCCGCUGAAACCGCCCUGCUGAACCCAUUCUUCAGUAUUCCCUUUGCUCCUCACAUUGAGGACCUGGUUCUGCUGCCCACUCCUGUCCUGCGUUUGCUCAACCUGAUCGAUGACAGCCAUCUGCACAACGAGGAAGAGUAUGAUGACAUCCUGGAGGACAUGAAGGAGGAGUGCCAGAAGUAUGGUUCGGUGGUUUCGCUGCUCAUCCCCAAGGAGAACCCGGGGAAAGGACAGGUGUUUGUAGAGUAUGCCAACUCCAGCGACUCCAAGGAGGCUCAGAGGCUGCUGACGGGCCGCACAUUUGACGGGAAGUUUGUCGUGGCCACCUUCUACCCGCUCAGCGCCUACAAGAGGGGGUACUUGUACCAGACGCUGCAGUGAAGUCCUCAAGCUCAAUUUACACCUCUGCCCUUGUUUGCAUGAAAGAACCCGACUGUAUCGCCCACCACGGGGUCCACCUUCUUCUCCCUUUGGGGUCAAGGGUUCUGCAUGUCAUUCAUGUGGGCUUUAAACCCGUGGAUCUGUGUUUCUAGCGACGUGUAAAUAGAACUCAGCCGCCAUUUCUGCUGCCUCCUGUCUGCACUACUCCUAACAGAGCCAGAGGUCUGCGGUCUGUGCACAGCGGCUCGUGUUCUAGAUGCAUUUAACUCUCAUUCAUUUCAAGAAAUGACCACACUGAAAGAAUGAAAGAUGAAUGAAUGAACGACAAUAAUAAGGACGAGUGACAUCUGAUCUGGAUGGACAGGACGAAAGCCUUUUUAUCAAAUGAAGCCUGGAGAAAAACGUCUCUGUCGACAGAUUGUGAGAGAGACGAGUGGGAUGUGAUUAGAGACAUGUAGCAGGGGGACACUGACCCCUCUGAUUGGACUGCAACACUGAAAAGCCGCAGGAACAAUUAAAUGUUUUUGAGUACGUGCUGAAAAUGAUCAGAUUCCUUACGCUUGCGAACCGACGGCUGUCUAGAAGAAACCGGAAUCGUCCGGCAUUUCCGCGCUUUAAUUUGACUUUGCAGUCGCGGUUGGCAGUGUACAUGAAAGGAGUAGUUUUAAGCCACCGUAACUUUGGUGGCGUCAUUCUUACAAAGUGGUCUGUAGAAAAUUGGGACCCUCCCGGUGGAAGUCGGUGUAGUUCACCCUGUUGCUUUCUUCAAAUCCUCCACACAGCGACUGUAGCACGAUGCAUGUUCCCCGAAAGGCCGGACUUGGUAUCGUUUCGUACUCCAGUCAGUUGCAGCCACAUGCAGAACAGAGUAUGGUUAUAUAGUGUUACGUUGUAUUAUUACAUCAGGGCAAUGGAACCGUUUAACAGCACGACUCUGUUGCAUAGCAGCGACAGAGUCGGCGAGCUGGGUGUUUGUUGCAGUGGAGUUAAUAUCUAAUAUCUAUAUCGAGCACCCAUGAAGCCCACUGCGUCACACCGAAACCUCAGAUGGUUUAAUGCAUUCGAGCUCCCCAAGACGCUGCUGCAGCACCCGGCUGUGCUCCGCCUGCAUGUCUCUGUUCCUCGAUGCAGACGCAGACGCCUGAGGGCAUAAUUCCCAUCGGGCAGACACAUUCACCUCCGAAGUCGUCUUCACGAAGCGUUUCCACUGCAUUCUGGUCAAAGCCAGACUAUACGCGAUCUUUACUGAACACUACAAGUGACAGCGUUGUUUUUCUAAUGCCGGUAUUGGCUGCAACUAAAUACAAAUUAAAUGCUGUGCUACAUAUUAUAUAUAUUUAUUUAUUUUUCAGCACCAUUUAGGCAAAGUCGCUGUAACGGGCGCGCUAGUGGAGAAGCGCCAUGAAUUGACAAGUAAUAAUGAUUACAAAAUAUAUAUUUAUAUAAAUAUAUUAAAUUAGCACCUUAACAAACAGGGUUUACAAUGUGUUUUAACAGAUACAAGCAAAUCAAAAUGAAGACACAAGGCCAUUUAUCAAAAGAAGGCCCAAAACAAGCGAGACAAAACAAGUUCUUGCUUCUCUAAAUCGUCCGUCCUUUUGCGUUCCGGUCGUGUGUCAGAUUCAUGUUGCAGGGCACAAAUAAACAGAGCCCUGCUCUGACUGAAUAGGUCGUGUGAUUUGACUAUGUGGGAGAAACUUCCUGUUCCUAUAAAAUAUGACAUUUAAAGCUUAAUGGCAUAUAAAUCUUCCUUUUUCUGAGACCUAUUUUUUUAAUAAAUAAUGGUUUUUUUGCGUCCCCUCGAAGAAAAUAGAUUUAAACUCUCAUAUAAAAACAGAGUUCGGGCUAAAGUACGUAUUCUCAAACAUAUUUUUCUACCACCUUUUACGUGUAUGUGCCUUAAAUGUGAAUUCCAAAGUUUCCACCCGAGACUCCGAUAGUGUCGCCGGCCUAAAAAAACCAACUUGAUUCGUAACUCCAACGACUCGACUGGACGGAACCUUUCAAUCAGCGAUCCGGGGAGCGUCAGCGAGAUGGUGACAAUGCCGUGGUCAAAAUGCAUUUCCUUCCACGAUUCAGUCUUCAACAUUUGCCCUACUUUUGCUUUUUAAGUUUGUUUUUCGUGUGUGUGUGUGUGUUGCGUUCUGCCCCUAACACGUGAUAUUUUCCGUAGUUUUCUGUCGCAGGUCCGCCGUAUGUUUACUGCCUCGACGAGACUAAACCCAAGUGCGGAUUUUAAACUCUGCGGCGCGUGGAGUACUGUGAGGAGGAUCCGGGCACUUGUUUGUUGAGUUUACACUUUAAUAAUCAGAGGAGCUGCGAUGGUGAGUUUGUGUUAAACUGAUCUCAGGCCAGCCUGGUCUCUGGUUACUGAAAGCUACAAGGAGAAGCACAGCUGUUUAUGUUAUGCGACGGACUUUAUUGACAUGAAUCCACUAUUUGUAGCCACACUGCCCUCGAUAAACAAAGCACUGCAGCAGGAUCGGGUCAUAACUGGAUCAGUCGCUUCAGGUGGCGGUGCACGUGUGAGGUGUGUGUGUGUGUGUGUGUUUGUGUGUUCAUGUUAACGGUAGGUUAGUAGUUGUAUUUGGCGUUUGGGGUUUAAAUAUUUUUUGUUUAUAUGCAAAGCAGGAUUCUCCAUUGAUGAACGAAUAAGGAUUUUGAAAACUCCAUUCCUGCUCUGACUUGAGUCGACUCGGCUGCGGCUCGUAAAGCAUUCAGUCGUAUCAGAAAGAGCUUCUGCAAAUGACUUCCUUUAUUUCAUUUGAAAUAUAUAUUGUGGCGACCGCCGACCUCAAAGAUACAAUAUGAAGUGGUUUGCUGCACGCCGAUCCUGUUCGGGGGUAAAGGAAGCGCGUGUUAGUCGAGUCCUGAAGUGUGUGUGUGUGAUUUGUAUCAUUGUGGAAUUUGUCUCUUAUCUUUAGCUAAUUAUAUCACUAUGAAAGGAGUUCUUUACGUGUGUGUGUGUUUUCGUUCCAGAUGAAGUGUGUGUUAUGCAGUUGUUCUCCCUACCAAUGUGACGUUAUUGGACUGACACUGUGUGCACUUGGUUCAUGCGUACACUCUUACACUCUUACACUCGACCAUGAAGGGACGUCAACACGCUCGGGCCGGACCUGAUUUCAAGAUUUAAGUGGAGCAGCUUUGUGAAAUUAUCAGAUAUGUUUUCUACUCAUUGAGGACAAUAUGCAAGCUACGGCUCAGUUAAUCAGUUAUUUAUAUUUAUUUGUUAAACAGUAGAAUAAAUAGUUGAAAUGUGUUCAUCACAUUUACCCAGAGCCCAAAGUGACGUCUUGAAAACUGAUCUGAAACGGGGGGGGGAGGGGAACUGGAGACGUACUUUCUCCGAGUCAUAACGUAAAUCUUAAAAUGCAACACAAAUAAACGUCCCUAAAUCCACCUGGGAUGUCUCGUGUUGAAGUCUUACCUUUUCAAACACGCACUUCUCUUCGGGGCUCACCAAUGACUGACUUCGACUCCGUUUAUCGUUCAUUUCACAUCUAAGAAGACUUUUUUUUUGUCUUAGCUGCUCAGAGUGGUUUCUUUGUGCACUGACAGAUUCAGGGUCUAACUUUAAUUUCAUUGCGCCUGACCUCGAGGCCCGACUUUGGUACAAUCUCAGCACAUCUGUGCAUUUGUGUCAGUCUAGGUAACUUGGACUGUGUGCGUGUGUGUGUGUGUGUGGAGGAUGAAGUUAUAGUUACUGGAGGCAUUGUUUCUAAGUCUGUCUGAGGCCGAUAUGUAACAUUGUGUGUCAGUCUAUUUUGUUUUGUGUGUGUGUGUGUGUGUGCGCAUGUGUCUAUAGCUGAAGCGCUGUAUGCAGCCAGCUGUUUAUACCGUGAUGUCGAUAUUAUUCAUUCCUAUUAACGAAGCACACAUUAUUUAGUCUUUACAGCACAGAAUUUAAAACGAUAAAACAUAAAACGACUAUUGAGAAAACGCUUCCUUCUCCUCCACUUCCCAACUCAAGGCGUUGGCCAAUCAGAACAAUCGCUCUACAACUCGUCGUCUUUGAGCCCUUCUUCAUGUGAGAUUCUCUCAAUUUAAAGCUGCAUUCGUUGAUUUGGUUUCACAAGCCGUUAAAACUAAAAUAUACUCAAAGCGCUGUAGGAGUGAGACAUGCAGAGUUGGGUAAUAAUUCUCUCAUUAGUACAGCUUUAAAUGUCGUUGAAUAACUUGGAAACAAUGUUUUGAACCCACAUCUGACUGAAUUGCUUUUAGCUAACAGAAACCAAAAUGAUUUGAAGAGGAGGGAGACGAUCGUCACGACAGUUGUUGCCUUUUUUUCUUUUUUUUUGAGGAUUUCCUUUUCUUUGUACCAGUUUGGUUGAGAGGCCGUUGGUCAGUGGUCCAUUUGAAGAAGUAUGAUGAUUUAAUUUGGCCAAAUACAUUCUCAUGAUUCUCCUCAAUAAAGCCUUAAAAUAUACGUUCAUGUUCAUUUCCGGUCCCACAAGUCAAAGGGAACCGAAAGCAAAGCGAUAACGCUCAAAGAACGCACAACGUGAGACGGUAAUCAAACUGUGUGCGGUCGUCCACGCUUCACUGCCUUCCAGUCAUGGCUCUCGUGCCGUUAUGAAUCUAUAUCUCAUAAUAAAAAAAUGGUGAUUGACUUGAA